This is a messenger RNA of Anolis carolinensis (green anole), 3761 nucleotides long. RefSeq names its product serine/threonine kinase 17a (gene stk17a). NCBI's taxonomy places the organism in Eukaryota, Metazoa, Chordata, Lepidosauria, Squamata, Anolidae. Gene Ontology annotation, cellular component: nucleus. Gene Ontology annotation, molecular function: protein serine/threonine kinase activity; ATP binding. Gene Ontology annotation, biological process: protein phosphorylation; positive regulation of apoptotic process; intracellular signal transduction. The transcript is spliced from 7 exons. The coding region runs from base 1 to 1224 and encodes 407 amino acids. The record is from RefSeq and is a predicted model, not a curated record.
AUGAGUCCUGAGGAGAAGAAGCCGCCUCUACCUCCUGCUCCGAGCCACCCAAGAGUCAGCCGGGCGCCUCAGCAGCAGCGGCGUGGAGGAGGAGGAGGAGGGCGCUUGUCGGAGAUUAGGACGCCCAUCCGCACCGAGCCUUUCCGGGAGCGGUAUCGCCUCAGCCCCGGACGCGAGCUGGGCAGGGGCAAAUUCGCAGUAGUAAAGAAAUGUGUGAAGAAAGAGACUGAAAAAGAAUUUGCAGCAAAAUUUAUGAGGAAAAGAAGAAAGGGACAAGAUUGCCGAAUGGAGAUCAUUCAUGAGAUUGCAGUUCUGGAAUUAGCACAACUCAAUCAUUGGGUUAUCACCUUGCAUGAAGUGUAUGAAACACCUACAGAAAUGAUUUUGGUUUUGGAAUAUGCUGCAGGUGGAGAAAUCUUUGACCAGUGUGUCGCUGAAAGAGAAGAUGCUUUCAAAGAAAAAGAUGUUAGACGUCUCAUGAGACAGAUAUUGGAAGGAGUUUCAUUUUUACAUCGAAAUAAUGUAGUUCACCUUGAUUUGAAGCCACAGAAUAUUCUGCUAACCAGUGAAUCACCAUUGGGAGAUGUUAGGCUAGUAGACUUUGGCCUUUCCAGAGUAAUGAAAAAUAGUGAAGAACUAAGAGAAAUUAUGGGAACACCUGAGUAUGUGGCACCUGAAAUCCUGAGUUAUGAUCCAAUCAGUACUGCAACAGAUAUGUGGAGCAUUGGAGUACUAGCAUAUGUCAUGCUAACAGGAGUAUCACCUUUCUUGGGAAGUGAUAAACAAGAAACAUUCUUAAAUAUUUCUCAGAUGAAUGUAAAUUAUGCUGAGGAUUUUGACCUUAUAUCUGAAUCUGCUGUGGAUUUCAUUAAAUGUCUUCUAGUUAAAAAACCUGAGGAACGGGCAACAGCGGACGAAUGUCUGCUACACUCUUGGUUAGCACAGACUGAUGUUCAUGAUACUCUAAGGAGGAUUAGGACCACAGAAGAGGAGCCAAAUGCAACUAUUCUAAAUGAAGAAGAUUCUGCUUCUGAAAACUCUACAGAUGGAGAAAAACCUGAAGAAUCGGCAGUGACAGAAGAGUUGAUUGUAGUAGCUUCAUAUACACUAGGCCAGUGUAGGCAGUCAGAAAAAGAUAAAAUUGUUGAACAGAAAACCAUUUCCAAGCGGUUUAAAUUUGAGGAACCAUUAUUACAAGAAAUACCUGGAGAAUUUAUUUACUGAAUUUCAUCUUGUUUCUUCCUCUUCCACAUAUAACCAAAUUACACAUUCAUAUGCAAAAGUAAUUCUAAAGUAGAAGGGAAUGUUUGAAAAGUUAACUAGAAAACCGUGCCAAACUCUUUAUUUUUAUGGAAUUGGUUCAUGAGACGUAUCUUGUAGAGAAGAGCAAGAAGCAAUCAUUCAUUUUUCCCUACCUGUAGUUUAUAUGUAAAGCUUUUGGAUUAUAUCUUCUAUUGAGAGUAUUUGCAGUUGUGAGCUAUACUUGUUAGAUAUUUUUGUUAUCUGGACAAUCUGAUAGGUGUGCUUUGUCACCAAGUGUAGUAAAACAUAAAGAGCCAUUAGUAUUGGAACACAGGGUGCCUUUAUUUAUACUAAGCCACAUUUUACAUCCUGGCUUCAUCCCUGGUGAAAUAUUUUACCUCUCCUCUUCCACUUAUGACUGUCUAGUUUUCAUGCUAACUUUCAAAUUCAAACAAAGUAAAUCAGAGCUUGAGGGUGGCCAUUUUACUCUAGACUGGUUUGUAUAGGCUAGACCUUCACAACCUGUGGCGCUCCAGGUGUUUUGGACUUCAUCUCCCAGAAUUCUUGACCAUUGGGCAGGCUGGCAAGGGUUUCUGGGAGUCAGAGUCCCAAAUACCUGGAGGGCCUGGUAUAGGUUCAUCCAAUUUCCAUAUUAGAUUAUGAAUAAUACUAUGUUGACAUAAAGUGGCUUUGCCUUUAGUCUACCUUGAAAGGCGUUCUUAUAAGAAGCAAAAGAGUAAAUAAACCAUCAGUUUAUCAUCUCAUUUUGUAACGAAUAGUAAAUCUAUUUUGUAUUAAUUAGAUUAAAAUUCCACGUGUUUGAAUUUUCCAAUAUGCAGAAAGUCACCGGUUUCAUAUAGCUGUGGCAGUUGGCUCCUAUUGUCCAUGCACUGAGAUAUGCAUUACUCCAUAUCUGUUUAGUCCUCUUGGAAGGCCACCUCUUCAGAUUCAUACAAGAACAGGCAUGUGCUACUUUUUCAGUAUUAUUUAUUUUAAGAACACAAUAUUGUUAUAAUAUACGGAUGAAAUUCACAUUGAAGCCUUACUAACUGAAUAAUGUGGGAUUUCUAUAAUUUUCUCCACAUUAUCAGAUCAUUAGCUUGCCUUUAGCAGAAAUUGUGCUGGACUUCUGAAAUCACUUACCAAUGAAUCUGUUUCUGCAAAACAAGGUAUUAUGAAAUGAAGUUUGGAAAUAAGCUAUUCUUUAAAAACUUGGUACACAAAGCUUAGGAUACUACUUGAUGCUGACAGAAUAAUGAACCUUUGAGUGGUUUUUGUAAAGCAACUGAAUUCUGUUAAAGAAGUAUGAAAUCUAAAAAUUACCAAGCAUGAAGGCAAUGUGUUGGUCUUAUGAGUGGCAGUGGAAGUCUGUGGAAGCCUAUAAGUAGUCUGACUUAAUGUUUGGAUACAUUUUAUGAAGGCCAUGCUUGAGCUAAGCUGCAGCAUGUCUAAGAACUUGCAUCAGAGGUACAAUACUUACUAAAAGGAAAUCAGUUCUUGGUUUUAGUUCUCCUGUCUAAACAGCAGUUAAAUCAGGAGAAAAAGUUCAUGUUUCAGACUAUAUCUGUGAGGAAAUAAUCAAGCUAUGAAAUCACAGAGCUUUCUAGAUUGCAUUUACCAGCCUGGCCACUUCAAAGUUUGAUUAUUCUUCCAACACAAAAAAAUUGAAAUGCAGAUUUUUUUAAUUGCAGGAGAAUGUGCAUUUCAUUACAUUUGGUUUGUCUUGUGCUAAAGCUUGAUAAUAUAUUUAAUUUGUGAAUUUUAAUGUAUGUCUAACAAGGCCAGUUUAUUUUAUGGUUGGCUGCUUGAAGACUUCUCUGUAUUCUAUAUUGUAUUAACUUGCUGUUCUUUACGACGAGUACAGUAUUUAAAAUGUUUCCAAUAUGUGUAAUGUUACAGAAGUCUGAUGUAACCUAUAAGCAACAUUUAAGUUCACCUACAAUAGAAAUGGUACCAAUAUAUGUAGGGAUACUAGCUGUCGUUCCAUAAAUUCAAUGCUGACAGUUUCUGCUUUGCCAAAUUUGCCAUUGUGAGGAAAAUAGAUAAGAAAUAGAAGAUUGUUGCAGUGAAUUGCUACCAGAAAUGAAGGAAACGGAAAGCUUUCUUGUAAUGAAUGCAUAUUUUGGGGCCUCAUAUUUCAAAUAAACAAAUUUCAAAUCCUACAACACACAAAUUAACCAUAUACAGGAUAUCAAGUAGUGAGUGUAUGAAGAUGAGGGAGUGUAUGAAGAGGUAAAUUCUCAAAAAGCUAAAGGGGGGGGAUGUAAUUAUCACCAUGUUUCUUGCAAUUCUUUGCACCGUUUUAUAUUCUGAAAUGAGCAAGCCUUCCUCUUUUAUGGUGAGGCUCAUACAAACCUGCUCCUAAGAAUCACUAAGCUUCUUGAAUCCUUAUGCGAUAGUAGAAGUGAUGGGUGUCAUUUAUUUUGUAUUACUCCUGAUAUCUGGUACUUUUAGUUGCAGAGUUAUGGUUCUAAUUGAUAAGUGCUUUAUGAUCAACAUAAAAGGAAAAUAAAAGAGAA